Molecule: messenger RNA, 4956 nt
Organism: Arachis stenosperma
Lineage: Eukaryota; Viridiplantae; Streptophyta; Magnoliopsida; Fabales; Fabaceae
Exons: 2
Coding region: 1-4956 (1651 amino acids)
Biological process (GO): DNA integration
Molecular function (GO): RNA-DNA hybrid ribonuclease activity; nucleic acid binding
Source: RefSeq, a predicted model, not a curated record
AUGCAAGAACAAAUUGCGCAAUUAGUUAAUGCUCGGCUGGAGCACAACAAUGAUCAUCAUAACCGAGAGGAAAAUCAUGAACGUCGAUCAAUGCCAACCCAUGUUUCUGAAACACCCCAACGGGAAGAAGAGGAGGCCCACCAAACAGAAGAGGCCCAACCAGAGGCUGAGGAAGAAGAGCACGACAAUUCUGCCGGCCCGUUUACGGCCGACAUCAUGAAUUUCCAACUUCCCAGACAGUUCACCCUGCCAACAACUCUGACCCCAUACGAUGGAUUAGGAGAUCCAAAGCAGCAUAUUAAAAAAUUCCGAUCUAUUAUGAUUGUUAACGGUGCAUCUGACCCUAUUUUGUGCCGUUAUUUUCCAUCCUUUUUAGAUGGUCCUGCACUUGACUGGUUUUGCUCUUUGCCUGCAGAUUCAAUAUCGCGUUUUCAGGAAUUGGCAAAGCAGUUCGAAGAUCACUUUGCAGCAUCUGCAAUAUACCUGCACGAUUCUGACUACCUGACGACCAUCAAACAGGGCCCACAAGAGAGCCUGAAGGACUAUAUUACUCGAGACAAUAGCUGUGAGCAAGCCGAAAACUUUGCAGAACUCCGUGAAAAGGCCAAGGGACAGAUAGAUGUUGAAGAGCUUCGGCAAGCCCGUAAAACAGAAAAGUCAGCCGCUGUCAAGGAUGAUGAUAAACCUCGGGAUAAUAAGAAAACCUUCAAGCCCGUCCUCCGGUAUGAGUCAUACACAGUCUUCAACGCAAAGAGGGAUGACAUUAUCAAAGAAAUACUUAACUCCAAAUUAAUCAAACCCCCUCGUAAAGCCGGAGCCUACCCAGAGUCCAAAACUGUUGAUAAAUCCAAAUUCUGUACUUUUCAUCAAAAGCACGGUCACACAACUGAUGAAUGUGUGAUCGCCAAAGACCUCCUGGAACGCCUCGCAAGACAAGGUCACCUCGAUAAGUUUAUCGCAGGACGCAUGCAGAAGACUGUAACCUUGGCCUCCGACCCCUCAACAGCAAGCCCCUCAUCAAAAGAAAAGGACAAGGCACCCACCCAACCAAGAGGAAUCAUCAAUUGUAUAUCAGGAGGAUAUGCAGGAGGCGGACAUACAAGCUCGGCUCGAAAAAGAACCUAUAGAGCCAUGUUGGCAGUUACAGAUGCCCCUAAAAUUCCCCAGCCGACUCACGAUUUCCUAGAAAUGACUUUUCGUUCAACCGACUUUAAUCAUACAGAUGUGAAUUAUGACGAUCUAGUGGUAAUUUCUGUUCAGUUAGGAGACCUAAUAGUCCGCAAAGUACUCCUCGACCCCGGAAGUAGCGCAGACGUGUUAUUCUUUACCACAUUUGAGAAAAUGAAGCUGAGUAACAAUAUUUUGCAACCAUACCAUGGAGAUUUGGUCGGAUUUUCCGGCGAACGCGUCCCCGUUCUCGGUUCUGUGUGGUUACAAACCACACUCGGUGAGCAACCAUUAUUUAAGACACAAGACAUUCAAUAUCUUGUUGUCGACUGUUUUAGUCCUUAUAAUCUUAUACUAGGUAGACCAUUUUUAAAUCGAUUUGCGGCAAUUGUAUCUAUAGUUCAUCUUUGCGUGAAGUUUUCUGUGCAGGAUAAUUUAGUAGCAACCAUCCACGGAGACCUCCAUGAAGCUCGGGAAUGCUACAACACAAGUUUGAAACCUAUCAAAAGGAGCAAUAUAGCACAGGUCAACUCCAUACAGCCCGACCAGCCGAGGUUGGCAGAAAUAGAUCCAAGAGCCGAUUUUGAAGAUCGACCUAUGCCAAACGAGGACUUAACAACGGUUCUCCUAACGGAUGAUCCCAUGAAAUUCACCUUUGUUGGAACGUCAACAGAUACCGAGGAAAGAGAAGCACUCGUAACAUUUCUGCGUGAAAACGCCGAUUUAUUUGCUUGGACCCCUGCAGAUAUGCCCGGAAUACAUCCCUCCGUUAUCACACAUAAGUUAGCAAUCAAUUCAGGGGCUCGCCCAAUCUCACAAAGGAAAAGAAACCUCGGGACAGAGAAGCGCCUUGCAUGCCUUGCCGAGGUUAAAAAGCUCAUUGCCGCCAAUUUCAUCCGUGAAAUCAGGUUCACAACAUGGCUCGCUAAUGUUGUCAUGGUAAAAAAGAGUAACGGUAAGUGGCGCAUGUGCGUCGAUUUCACUGAUUUAAACAAAGCAUGCCCUAAAGAUGCUUAUCCUUUACCUUGCAUUGACAAUUUGGUAGACAACUCCUGUGGUUUUGGUUCCUUAAGUUUUAUGGACGUAUAUUCUGGUUAUAACCAAAUUCUUAUGCACCCAUCCGAUCAAGAGAAAACCGCUUUUAUAAUUGAAUAUGGAAAUCAUUGCUAUAAUGUUAUGCCUUUUGGUUUAAAGAAUGCAGGAGCGACGUAUCAGCGUUUAAUGAAUAAGGUCUUCCAGAACCAAAUUGGUCGGAACAUAGAAGUGUACGUCGACGAUAUGGUCGCCAAGACAAUGGUCGGAAAGUCUCACAUCAACGACCUAAUGGAGAUCUUCGCGCAAAUCCGACGAUAUAAUAUGAGACUAAACCCUGAAAAAUGUGCUUUCGGUGUUCGCGGAGGCAAAUUCCUCGGAUUCAUACUUACCAGCCGAGGAAUAGAAGCAAACCCCGAUAAAUGUCGGGCGAUAAUUGAUAUGAAAAGUCCAACAACACUGAAGGAGGUCCAACGGCUAACAGGCCGGCUCGCAGCUUUAUCAAGAUUCCUACCCUGUUUGGCAUCAAAAUCUUAUCAUUUUUUCCAAUGCUUAAAGAGGAACACAAAACAUUUUAAAUGGACUGAAAGCUGUGAAGCUGCAUUCCAAAAUUUAAAACAAUUUCUUUCCAAACCACCUGUUUUACAAAAACCAAAACCCAAUGAGCCAUUAUCUAUAUACUUGUCUAUUACUGAUGUGGCAAUUAGUUCUGUCCUUUUAAAAGAUACAGAGAAAGGUCACCAGCCGAUUUAUUUUGUAAGUAAGUCCCUACAAGGUGCCGAGCUUCGUUACCCAAGGUUGGAAAAACUUGCAUUGGCCUUAGUCUUCUCCUCAAGACGACUCCGACCAUACUUUCAGGGGCACACCAUCUUCGUCAGAACUGAACAACCUCUUCGGCAGAUUCUUUCAAAACCAGAAUUAGCAGGCCGACUUAUCAAAUGGGCCAUUGAGCUUUCAGAAUUUGAUAUUCAAUACCAACAGAGAGGAUCCGUCAGAUCUCAAUACUUAGCUGAUUUUGUAGCCGAACUUACCCAACCAUUCCAGGAAGAAGAAAACUCGGACUGGAACUUGUUUGUUGAUGGAGCUUCAAACCCCCAAGGGUCAGGAGCAGGAAUAUUGUUAGAAAGUCCUGAAGGUAUAAUCCUCGAACAUUCUCUCCGGUUCUCCUUCAAAGCAAGCAAUAACCAGGCCGAGUACGAGGCCCUCAUCGCAGGGCUCAAGUUAGCAAUUGAUUUACAAAUCGCCAGCUUAAAAGUUUAUUGUGAUUCCCUAUUAGUGGUUCAACAAGUGAAUCAGGUUUUUCAGACUAAAGAUCAAAUUUUAUCAAAAUACUUGGACAUUAUUCAAAACUUGAAGAACAGUUUCUCAAAGAUAGAAAUUCACCACAUUCCUAGGGAACAAAACAAUAGGGCUGACAUCCUAUCAAAGUUAGCUACUACACAAGCACACACAGCGACACUACUCCAAUCAACUUUAGAUAAGUCGAGCAUACACGCUCUGAGCAUUUUAAACACUUUAUGUAAAGACAAUUGGCAGCUACCUUAUAUGCAGUACUUAAAAUACGGUUCUGUCCCGGAUGAAGUUUCAGAUAAGAAAGGAUUCCGACGACAAGCCUCUUUUUUCACAUUAAUCAAUAACGUUUUAUAUAGGCGGGAAUUUUCCCGACCACUUCUGAAAUGCUUAGACAGGAAAGAAGCCGAUAUUGUGUUGGCCGAGGCUCAUGAAGGAAUAUGUGGCAUACACUCGGGAGCAAGAAGCCUGGCACAGAAAAUACUCCGAGCUGGUUUUUACUGGCCGACCAUAUGGGAGGAUAGCAGGAAGAAAGUCAAAACUUGUGACAAAUGUCAAAAGCACGCACCGUCCAUCAACAUUCCGGCCGAACAACUUCAUCAGUCAGUAAUAAGUUGGCCAUUCAAUCAAUGGGGGAUUGACAUCCUCGGCCCCUUUCCCACUGCACCCAGGCAAAUGAAGUAUUUGGUGGUAGCUAUUGAUUAUUUCAGCAAAUGGAUCGAAGCACAACCCUUAGCAAGAAUAACAUCCUCCCAGAUGAUAUCUUUUGUGUGGAAAUAUAUCAUAUGCCGAUAUGGAAUUCUGAGACAUAUUAUCACUGACAAUGGUCGGCAGUUUACCAACCAUAACUUUAAACUCUUCUUGCAGAACCUAAAGAUAAACCAACACUUCUCAUCAGUGGAACACCCACAAUCUAAUGGCUUGGCUGAGGCCGCCAACAAAGUUCUCUUACACGCCUUGAGAAAAAAGCUCGACGAAGCUAAGGGACUCUGGGCCGAGCUGGUUCCAGAAAUAUUAUGGUCAUACAACACUACGGUACAAACGUCGACUAAAGAAACACCAUUCCGUUUGGUAUAUGGGUCUGAAGCAAUGAUCCCUUUGGAAAUUUCACAACAAUCCUUGAGGACACAGGUAGAGAAUCAUGAUCAAGCUCGACAAGCCGAGUUAGAUUUAGUAGAAGAAGUUCGAAGUACAGCAGCUCUCCGACACCGAGCUUUACAGCAACAACUUGGCCGGCGAUAUGCAAAAAAGGUGCUACCAAGAUCCUUCGACAUUGGCGAUCUGGUGUUAAGAAAAACUGAAGAUGCUCGCCAACCAUCUGCCCAUGGGAAGUUUGCCGCGACAUGGGACGGCCCUUAUCGCAUACUAGAAAUCCUCGGAAGAGGAGCUUACAGGCUAGAGCAACUGGACGGCACUAAGAUCCCAAAUACAUGGAAUGUCAGUUCUUUAAAGCAAUACUUCAGUUAA